Messenger RNA from Marasmius oreades (fairy-ring Marasmius), 567 nucleotides. RefSeq lists its product as uncharacterized. The record is from RefSeq and is a predicted model, not a curated record. The transcript has 2 exons. Bases 1 to 567 code for a protein of 188 amino acids. NCBI's taxonomy places the organism in Eukaryota, Fungi, Basidiomycota, Agaricomycetes, Agaricales, Marasmiaceae.
AUGGCCGCUCAAACGGAAGAUAUUCCCGAUCCGCUGCCGGUUCUCGCUUACCAGUUUGAUGAGUUCGACCUUGAGAAUGAGUUGAGAGAGGAGGAUGAGCUGAGGAUGGAAAGGGAGGAGGAUGGGUUCGACUUGGGUGAGCUGGCUCCUUUGGAGGGCUCAGAGUGCCCCGAUAUCCUCCUGUUGAAAGAGGAAGAGGAUCUGGGAGAGGUCGAAAACGAGCAUAAGAGCUCCAAGGCCGACAAACGGGCCAAUGCUUCCUCAUCUAACCCUUUACCUCUUGACGCCCCUGAAGUUGAUUCUGCCUAUGCAUCGGCGUCCUUUCCCGCCCGCCAACCCGCUGACGAAGCACAAAAAUGCAAUUCCUCGUCGAAGAGGCGCAGAAAGCGCAAAAAGUCCGGCGCUGAUGAUCAGGGGACGGAUGGACCGAAGAGGAAGAGGGGUAAGAACAGCCUGAAGAAGAAAUGGGCGGGGUUGGACCAAAGAAAGAAAGACAAACGAAAGGAGGACGCUGCACGAAGGGCGUAUGAUCGCAGCCUUAGGCCUAACGCGUUGAAGGAGGCUUGA